CCUGCCUGCUCCCCGCUCCGUGGGUGCUGCUGGGGGGCUCAGAGGUUUGCUCCUGGGCCACCCGGGAGCAGGGCCUGGCCGGGGUGGGGUUCCUCUAACAGAAGCCAUUGCCUGCAUCACAGAGCCGGCGAUCUAGAACCCACCAUCCCACAGAGCCGCAUUCUAGAGCCCGGGGGCCGGGCCCCCCCCCGACUCUUAAAGCCCCCCGGUGGGAGAGGAGGGGGAGGUGGGAGCCUUCCUCUCCAUGUCCCUUUUUCGGGAACUCCCUGACGCGGAGGACGAUGCGACAGGACCACCUCUGAGGAGGCUCGGUCCAUAGGUUGCUCGGAGCACCGCCCCUGGACCAGAGCCGGCCAUGACGGAAGAAGUAUGGGUGGGAACCUGGAGGCCCCAUCGCCCCCGGGGGCCCAUCAUGGCCCUCUACAGCAGCCCGGGCCCCAAGUACCUGAUUCCACCCACCACAGGCUUCAUGAAGCACACACCCACCAAGCUGCGGGCACCGGCCUACAGCUUCCGCGGGGCCCCCCUGCUCCUGGCCGAGAACUGCUCCCCGGGGCCUCGCUACAGUGUGAACCCCAAGGUACUGAGGACUGGCAAGGACCUCGGCCCCGCCUUCUCCAUCCUGGGGCGCUACCACACCAAGACCACGAUGACCCCUGGCCCGAGGGACCCACAGCACUGGGGCUCAUUGCCAUGGGGAACGCUGUGGGGACAGGCGGGCCCUGACCCACAGGCACAGUGACUUGGGCCGGAAACCCCGGCCAGCACUGGCCCUGGCCUCUGGUUGCGGGCCUUGGCAGCCAAGCUGUCUGAGCCUCUCGCCUCCCAGACCCCAGGUCCCGCGGCCUACCACCAGACCGACAUGCAGGUGACCAAGUUCAAGGCUCCACAGUACACCAUUGCGGCCCGAGUGGAGCCCCCGGGGGACAAGACCCUCAAGCCAGGCCCAGGAGCCCACAGCCCCGAGAAGGUGACCCUGACCAAGCCCUGCGCCCCCAUCGUCACCUUCGGCAUCAAACAUUCCGACUACAUGACCCCCCUGAUCCUGCAGGUGGACUAGCCCCGGGCGGGGCAGGGACGGGCAGAGCCCAGCCACCGCCUACCUGGCCCGCAGGCCGAAGCACGCUUCUUUGGACAAUUGUGACAUUUUUCUAUGCACCCCCUUGCUAAUUGUGUGCCCACAUAUAAUAAAUCAUGAUUCCAUUUGC
Myotis davidii is the source of this 1208-nucleotide messenger RNA. RefSeq names its product outer dense fiber of sperm tails 3 (gene CIMAP1A). Gene Ontology annotation, cellular component: cytoskeleton; outer dense fiber. Lineage: Eukaryota; Metazoa; Chordata; Mammalia; Chiroptera; Vespertilionidae. The transcript has 5 exons. The record is from RefSeq and is a predicted model, not a curated record.